Molecule: messenger RNA, 1359 nt
Organism: Lycium ferocissimum
Lineage: Eukaryota; Viridiplantae; Streptophyta; Magnoliopsida; Solanales; Solanaceae
Product: probable cinnamyl alcohol dehydrogenase 6
Exons: 6
Coding region: 171-1253 (360 amino acids)
Biological process (GO): lignin biosynthetic process
Molecular function (GO): zinc ion binding; cinnamyl-alcohol dehydrogenase activity
Source: RefSeq, a predicted model, not a curated record
UCAUAUAAUCCAAGCCUAAUUUAACACCAUAAAAAGAGCUCUCUGUUGUAUACUUGCUAAUAACCCACUCAAACUCCAUUCUUCAGGCAACAACUCUCAAUCUGCCAUCUUCCACUCUUCUCUCUCUCUCACACACACGCACAAAAAAAGUAAAGGGAAUUUUUAAUUUGAUGGCUAAAACAACCCCAAAUCACACUCAAGCUGUUUCUGGAUGGGCAGCUCUUGAUUCUUCUGGCAAAAUUACACCUUACAUCUUCAAUAGAAGAGAGAAUGGUGUAAAUGAUGUGACCAUCAAGAUUUUGUACUGCGGAAUUUGUCAUACUGACCUUCACUAUGCCAAAAAUGAUUGGGGUAUCACUAUGUAUCCUGUUGUUCCAGGGCAUGAGAUUACUGGGAUUGUUGUGGAAGUUGGGAGCAAUGUAACCAACUUCAAAACAGGGGACAAAGUAGGAGUUGGAUGCAUGUCAGCAUCAUGUUUAGAAUGUGAAUCUUGCAAGAACUCAGAAGAAAAUUAUUGUGACAAGGUUCAGUUCACCUACAAUGGUGUCUUUUGGGACGGUAGCAUCACUUAUGGAGGAUACUCCAAGAUGCUAGUUGCUGAUUAUAGGUUUGUGGUUGCUGUACCAGAGAACCUACCAAUGGAUAGAGCAGCACCAUUGUUAUGUGCAGGAGCCACUGUGUUUUGUCCAAUGAAAGACAACAACUUGAUUGGCUCACCAAGGAAAAAGAUAGGAGUAGUUGGUUUGGGAGGUUUGGGACAUUUGGCUAUUAAAUUUGGAAAAGCUUUUGGGCAUCAUGUCACUGUCAUAAGCACUUCUUUAUCCAAAGAAAAAGAGGCCAAAACCAAAUUAGGUGCUGAUGAUUUCGUUGUUAGCUCUAAUGCACAACAAAUGCAGUCGAGACAGAAGACCUUGGACUUCAUAUUGGACACAGUCUCAGCAAAUCACUCUCUUGGGCCUUACUUGGAACUGCUCAAAGUUAAAGGAACUUUUGUCAUAGUGGGUGCACCAGAUAAGCCCAUGGGCCUUUCAGCAUUUCCAUUAAUAUUUGGUAAGAGAACUGUGAAAGGAAGUAUGAUUGGAAGCAUAAAAGAAACACAAGAAAUGAUAGACAUUUGUGGGAAGUACAAUAUUAUGUGUGACAUAGAGAUAGUCACACCUGAUAGGAUUAAUGAAGCUUAUGAACGAAUUGAGAAAAACGAUAUUAAGUAUCGGUUUGUUAUUGAUAUUGCUGGUGAAUCAUCAAAACUUUAAGUCCUUUAGGGAACUCGACACGUUUAAGUAUCGAUAUAGUGUGUUGGACGAGUGUAUAUCUUAUUUCAUGCACUAGAUACGAUUAUUUAUAAAAAAGAAUGAGUCA